AGGUAUCAUGCAUUCAGCAGUAGUCUGAUCAGAGGUGGUUACCGGCUGCGACAUCUUGAAGACUACUGCCACCUAUUGCAUGGGCAUCCGUAUCCUUUGGUCAAGUGUUAAAGUCGAGGCGUAUUAUGGCAGUACGGUCUACCAGAACUAUGAGGGAGAGAUGAGUACAGCCUGGAUGAUCGUCAAAGUGAGUAGCGAGUCGAAGUCUCUACUUACUACGAAGGCAUACAAGUGGCCGGCGUCUCUCACAAGUCGAUCUCUGUCGAUCUUUCCUCCUUGCAUUCAUCUCGUUUUACUUUUCUGUUGCGGAUCCUAGCUAUAUACAUAGAAUCCAAGAAACUUUGGGAAGAAGACGUUUUACACGCAGGUAUCAACAUGUCUGCUUGUACACUCGCAUUCACCCUCCAAAAUGACUUCGCCCAAUUCGCUCCCCGUCUCGGGACUCUUUCGCUUCAACGCCUCGAUGGAACCUCGACUCCAGAAAUUCAAACGCCAGGAUUCAUAACCGCUAGUUCUCGGGGCGUUGUGCCUCAUCUAUCCCGCGAUCAUGUUAAAAUGACAAACGCCAUUCGUUUGACAAACAUUCCGUUUGAGUCAUUGUAGCUUGGAGAGAACGCCUCCCGUACCGACUCUUCAACCAGGGUUGAAACCUUUACACGCCUUUCUCGGGUUCCCAACAUGGCAACAUAUCCUUUCGCUUUCUCUCCGAGAUCCUUUCGAUGGACGAGAGAUGCCCGCCAACAAUAAACUCUAUGUCUCAGCGAAUUGCAUUAGAGGUGUACGCAAGGUUACUCCAGCUGACUGGCGAAAUUAUGCUAUAGCGUGCAAACCGGAUCUUGUCGUCGCAUUGAGCGAUGUACCGUAUACAAAUCAGCUUCACUCGCAGAAACGCACCACGAAGGGUAUCGAGAGGUCGACCGGGUGGCUUGCAGAUUUUCUGCGACCUGUUGCAGCCUCUCUGACUGGGGAAGAAGAGGAAGCAAAACCACAUCAUCUGAACGUGCUUGUGAACCUGGUUGGUGGAACUGAUGCUCGUGCUCGAACCCUCUUCUCGCAGGGUCUGAUUGAGACUCUUCAUGGGAGAGAGCAAGAACAGGUACAGCCAAUACACACAUUGGACGAAGGUGUCUCUGGAUACAUUUUCGACUUUCUUCCUCUCCGUCUCUCUCUCGACACCAAGUCCAUGACUGAACCAAAACAAGCCAUCGAGACCGACAUGUUUGCUGAACUCGCACGAGCAUCAUUAGCUCCCCUCCCGCAGAACAAAGUUCGAAUAGCAUACUCAACGACCUCCCCACAUGAGAUUCUUCGUUUUGUCCAAGAUGUCGGCGUUGACCUCUUUGACUCGCAUUGGGCUCAACGUGCAGCAAAUAUAGGCAUUGCAUUGGACUUCCGGUUCCCCGCCAUUCCAGAUGACAUGCCCAUCUGGAAUGAUGAGCACUGCCCUUGCCCGCAGUUACGAAGUAACGGGAAAUGGGAUCUCGGACAUAAUCUCUUCUCAGAAAAAUAUGCUCAUCAACAUACAAGAUUAGCGAGCUCAUUCCUCAACGGUACUUCCCCGGAGACUCAAACGGAAGAUUCCCAUGUAUGCCCUUGCGGCGCAUGUUCACCAUCAUCACUAUCCAUAUACCUCACACACAGUUCUGCCGACGCUCGAUACCUAGAAACAGAAGUCCCGCAACGUCCAUACACCCGUUCAUACCUGCACCAUCUCUUACACACUCACGAGAUGUCUUCUCACACACUUCUGGUCAUGCACAACCUCUCCGUCAUGGAUGCGUUCUUCGCUGGCAUCCGUCAGGUCUUGAAAUCCUCUCCGGCGAGCUUUUUGAGAGAGCUCGAUCGUUUCGCACAGACUUAUGACGAAUCGACGGAGUUGUUUGAUGAAGCAGAGAAGCUGUGGGCGAAGAUUGAGUCGGAGAGAGGAAAGGGUAGAUUGGCGAGGGAGAAACAAUCGUCAGGGCAAGUUACUACAGAAUAGACCCCUAUACUUUAUCAUUUCACUCUCAUUCAGUUUCUUGGGGGAUACGGUUGGUAGUAACUGAUGGAACAGCCGCUAAGGAAAGUUGCAUGCGUAUAGACGUUCAGUGAUGAACUGAUGCAGAUUUUGACCAUAUCGUGUUCUUUUGCCCUGCACAUGCUAUAACAGAGGUGGCUUGUUUAGGUUCUCAGAGACUAUCGGCGUUGUCCUACAAAUUCAUGAGAAAUAGAGUGGAAUUGGAUAUAGCACGCUGACCGU
This is a messenger RNA of Somion occarium, 2239 nucleotides long. Lineage: Eukaryota; Fungi; Basidiomycota; Agaricomycetes; Polyporales; Cerrenaceae. The record is from the annotation of a GenBank genome assembly.